This is a messenger RNA of Nezara viridula (southern green stink bug), 693 nucleotides long. Lineage: Eukaryota; Metazoa; Arthropoda; Insecta; Hemiptera; Pentatomidae. The record is from the annotation of a GenBank genome assembly.
AUGACAAGAUCCUUCGUUGAAGAAUUCAGAGCUAAUUUGAAAAGGAAUUUUGUCAAAAUAAAAGAAGAAGAAGUUUCUCCACAAACAGUGCAGAAAAAUUAUAAUAAAGAAUCUCGUCUCAACAGAUCCACUGUGCGUUUGGCAUCGCUCUUCACCGCUGAUCAGACUUGCGGCGGAAAUCCCGAGCCGAAGCAUCACAAAACGGCCCCCCUCUCACUACCCACCCUCCCCACCACGGUCAUUUCCGAGUGCAUAAUUCGGAGACUCCGAUCGGUGUGCACACCUCUCCCUCAUCCGCUCUCCUCUCAUUCCCUGAUAUCAUUACCCCAAACAAUCCCGACGCAGGCUAUCCCUCUUGUCACCUGAUCUGUCACCCUUCCUUCUGUGUCUUUCCUUGGGCUGUGGCUCUCUUCUUCCGGAAUAACAGCUCGUCCAGUUCUCGCUGCCCUUAUCUUUGGUCAUCAGUGUAGAGGAACGUCCUGUGGAGGUCCCUCCUUAUCCUCUGCGGAGCGCCACAAGGAGGUCGUGGUCGGUACCGCUUUACCAUCGCUCCACAGCAAGAGUGACGUCCAACAGCACGAUGCCGUCCUUGCCCACUUUCUUGGAGUCCAAUUUGCUGAGGAUAUUACCGUCAUCUUCUUUCUUCCCGGGCUGCACGAUGUCGAGAACCUGGACUUGCUGCCCUCGCUGUAG